This is a messenger RNA of Paramormyrops kingsleyae, 455 nucleotides long. Lineage: Eukaryota; Metazoa; Chordata; Actinopteri; Osteoglossiformes; Mormyridae. The record is from RefSeq and is a predicted model, not a curated record.
AGGUAAUCCAGGAGAGAGACCCAGAUAAAGACUAUAAGUUAGGCUGCUAAUUGAUUCUUUGUGGAGGGACGACGCUCGCCUUGUGGGCUGAGGGCUGCGCCUGCCUCUGUCUGACCCGUUCUGACCCAACAUGGGAAGGUCAGCACACCAGCUGCUCGGUUUCCUUGGCUUUCUGGAGGUCCUGCUCUGGGGUCUACAUGUGACAGCAGCAGUUCACAGGUGUCUUGAAGGACAGUUCCAGUGUGUUUCCCAAGAAUGUGUCUCCCAGGAGAACAUCUGUGAUUACCAUAGUGACUGCACCGAUGGAUCGGAUGAAGAGCUCUGUGGGUCCUGUAACUUUGACCUGCACUCCUGUGGGUGGAAAGAUGUGAGUAGCAGCUCCUACAGAUGGAGGCUAGAAAUGGCCAACGUCAGCUCCGAGCCCGGGGUGGACCACACCACCGGCUCACCAUUCG